AGGCCGGUUCCUGCUUGGCCCGCGGAGCGCAAAGCUUGCCGCUGACCGGACCUAGCAACCCGGCUUGGCGGGCUGACCGACGGACGAGUGAGCGGGAGAGCGGGCUCCUCCUUGGCGCCGAGAAAGGCAGCGUCCCUGCGCCCUUGCAAGCAGCCGGCGGCUCCCGGUCGGGCUCGGCGGCGGAGGAUGGCGGAGAGCGAGUGCGAGACCCCCAGCACUCCCGGGGAGUUCGAGAGCAAGUACUUCGAGUACAACGGGGUGCGCCUGCCGCCCUUCUGCCGCGGGAAGAUGGAGGAGAUCGCCAAUUUCCCCGUGCGAGACAGCGACGUCUGGAUCGUUACCUACCCCAAGUCAGGCACAAGUUUAUUGCAGGAAGUGGUAUAUCUUGUGAGCCAAGGAGCAGAUCCUGAUGAAAUUGGGUUAAUGAACAUAGAUGAGCAACUUCCAGUCUUAGAAUAUCCUCAGCCUGGUCUGGACAUUAUCAAGGAACUGACAUCUCCUCGCCUGAUCAAAAGCCACCUGCCGUACCGCUUCUUGCCUUCUGACCUGCAUAGCGGCGAAUCAAAGAUCAUAUACAUGGCUCGUAAUCCCAAAGAUCUGGUCGUCGCUUAUUAUCAGUUCCAUCGCUCCCUGAGAACCAUGAGCUACAGAGGAACGUUUCAGGAGUUCUGUCGGAGAUUUAUGAACGAUAAGUUAGGUUAUGGUUCAUGGUUUGAACAUGUCCAGGAAUUUUGGCAGCAUCAUAUGGAUUCCAAUGUGCUCUUUCUCAAAUAUGAAGAUAUGCACAAGGAUCUUGCAACCCUGGUCGAACAGCUAGCGAGGUUCUUGGGCGUCGCCUACGACAAAGCACAGUUGGAAUCGAUGGUUGAACAUUGCCACCAGCUCAUUGAUCAGUGCUGCAAUGCUGAUGCCCUUUCAGUGGCCAGGGGACGAAUUGGGCUGUGGAAAGAUAUCUUCACUGUCUCGAUGAAUGAGAAAUUCGAUUUAGUGUACAAGCAGAAGAUGGGAAAAUGUGAUCUCACGUUUGAUUUCUAUUUAUAAAGCAGCCAAAUGACAAUGCAUGAAAAAAAUACAGAGAAUCUA
Molecule: messenger RNA, 1083 nt
Organism: Thamnophis elegans (Western terrestrial garter snake)
Lineage: Eukaryota; Metazoa; Chordata; Lepidosauria; Squamata; Natricidae
Gene: SULT4A1
Product: sulfotransferase family 4A member 1
Exons: 7
Coding region: 187-1041 (284 amino acids)
Biological process (GO): sulfation
Cellular component (GO): cytoplasm
Molecular function (GO): sulfotransferase activity
Source: RefSeq, a predicted model, not a curated record